AUGAGAGGAAUCGGAAAUGUCGAGAAGCUGAAAAAAUAUUUGGUGUGUCUUUGGGUCGCGGCGAUGAUUAUUCUAGUCGUGAUUAUCGGAUUCAGAAUUGUCGAUGCGGAUAUUAUUCUUGAUCAGUCGUGGUACAUGUUGAUCCUGAUGAUUUCUCUCUGCACUACUGUAAUUGCGAUUCUCCUCGAAGGCCCAGUCCAGCGGUAUCUCAACAGCCGCCCUCCACCAGUCUCACUUGCUCGGCAAUAUGGACUUUCAAGACGAGCUGCUCGUCCAAAUAACCGAGAAGACGUCGAAAUCGACAACCGAUCCGAUCCGCCAUCGUAUUUGAGCUCGAUCCUGGAAGACCGAUCCCUGAUUCCUUUUUUCCAAAACAUGCAAAACAUUCGAUUCCACGAAACUUUUCAUAUUCCCGUCUUCGAAGCACCGCCAACAUACGAAGAAUGCAACGUUCUGAAAGAUCAUGAAGACGAAGUAGACAAUGAAGACUCAAGCGAAAUUUUUUCUGUAUAA
This is a messenger RNA of Oikopleura dioica, 513 nucleotides long. The record is from the annotation of a GenBank genome assembly. Lineage: Eukaryota; Metazoa; Chordata; Appendicularia; Copelata; Oikopleuridae.